Molecule: messenger RNA, 2688 nt
Organism: Lacerta agilis (Sand lizard)
Lineage: Eukaryota; Metazoa; Chordata; Lepidosauria; Squamata; Lacertidae
Product: cytosolic phospholipase A2 epsilon-like
Exons: 21
Coding region: 89-2623 (844 amino acids)
Biological process (GO): glycerophospholipid catabolic process
Cellular component (GO): cytosol
Molecular function (GO): calcium ion binding; calcium-dependent phospholipid binding
Source: RefSeq, a predicted model, not a curated record
CAACUCCUGAGUUUAAAGGCUGUAAACUUGCUUUAGCCAUUGCUGCCUGCUGGGAAACUGUUGUGGAAUCUAGCAGACCAGGGCCACAAUGGGGGCAUUUUCAAGCAAACAACAGACAGAACCUGCUCCUUGCAGCCUUCUCACCGUAAAGGUCAUAAAAAUGAAAAAUCUCCGGAAGGCAGACCUAUUAACCCAGUCUGAUUGCUACGUGACUUUGUGUCUGCCGACUGCUUCAGUGAAAAAGACAAGGACCCAGACCGUGAAGGACAACAAAGACCCAGUGUGGAAUGAAACGUUUCACUUUAGGAUUCAGAAUGAAGUAAAGAACAUUCUGGAGCUUAAAGUUACUGAUGAAGAUAAGCUUACUGCAGACGACCAUCUCCUCACUGUUUUCUUUGAUGUUUCUAAAAUCCAACUUGGUGAAACAACCCGCCUGAGCUUUCAGCUGAAUCCAAAGGGUAAGGAGGAACUAGAAGUUGAAUUCACAAUGGAGAGCAGUGUAACGGGAGCACUUGGCUUCCCUCUUGGGAGCGCGGCGGCGGCUCUACCAAUGAAAGGCAGUGUCAGCGUUUACCUCAUCGCGGCACGGGGCCUUUCAUUGCCGGAUGUCCCAGAGAAGAUUUUUACUAAUGGAGUUUUGGUGGCGCGUGAAGUUGCCUGUUUGGAAGUUCAAAUAGAUGGGGGAAGAAGGAAAACAGAAAGAAAAUUCACUCUUUCCGUGGGAGGAUCCCAUGAAGAAGCUCAAAACCUCACGUUGCGCACCUGGCUUUGCCGCGCUGCUCCUGCUAAAUUUCACUACGUUAAAUAUAACCAAUCAGAAUUGAAUAUUGAACUGCCGAGGAGACAGCUUCUUACGGCCUCCCCAGAGACGAAUGAGUCAGCAACUGUUCCCCUGAACACUCUUCCUAUCCAAGAGCAAGUGACAAUACCACCGAACAAAACAUUUGAUUUGAGUGUGAAGUCAAAAGAUUGGACUCAGGGCCUGCUUUGUAAAAGGCCGAAAAGUCUUGAUGUGCGUCUAGGAUAUGAUCUGUGCUCAGAUGAAAAGAAUUUCCUACAGAAACGGAAGAAAGUGGUUGCUGAUACUCUGAAAAGUCUUCUUCAUUUAGACCAAGGCCUGAAAGACCACGAAGUGCCUGUGAUUGCUGUGACAACAACAGGAGGUGGAAUGAGAGCAUUAACUGCUAUGUAUGGCACCCUUUGGGGUCUCCAGAGACUGAAGCUUUUGGACUGUGUUUCGUAUAUAACAGGCUCAUCAGGUACAACAUGGACAAUGUCAGAUUUGUAUGAAGAUGCUGAUUGGUCAAAGAAAGAUCUUGGGGAGAUCAUCAAGAAAGCUCGAAUUCAAGCAGCCAAAUCUAAAAUUAGUGCCUUUUCCUUGGAAAGCCUAAAAGCUUAUCAUAAGGAGCUAUGCCAGAGAACCAUAGCAGGAUAUAAGACAUCCUUCAUAGACCUUUGGGGACUCAUGCUCGAAGCCAUGCUGAAUGAUGGGAACAACCACCAUAAACUCUCAGAUCAACGACGAGCAGUGAGCAAAGGCCAGAACCCUCUUCCAAUCUACCUGGCUUUGAACGUUAAGGACAACGUUACCACAAGAGAUUUUAGAGAGUGGGUAGAGUUCACACCAUAUGAGGUGGGCUUCCUAAAAUAUGGAGCGUUUGUUCGUGCUGAAGAUUUUGGAAGUGAGUUUUUCAUGGGGCACCUGAUGAAGAAGCUCCCAGAAUCAAGGAUCUGCUUUAUGCAAGGGAUGUGGAGUAGUAUAUUUUCCAAAAAUCUGUUGGAUGCCUGGCAUGCAGCUGACAAUUCAGAGGACUUCUGGAACAGGUGGACCCAAGAUAAUAUCACUGAAAUUGAUGAAGUACCUGACUUACCAGAGAGACCUCACGAGAUGCCGACUCGUAUGUUCACUCCAGCAGGCAGCCUUUCAAAUGCUCUACGGGAUAUUUUGACAGACCGUCCAGCGGUGUCAAAGUACCACAAUUUUUUAAAUGGGUUCCAACUGCACAAUGAGUAUGCACAGGAUCUACAGUUUUCUAAGUGGAAAGAUACUGUGCUUGAUGAAUCCCCUAAUCAGUUGAGAGAUCCAGCAGAUCACCUGGAACUGGUGGAUACAGCAUUUUUCUUUGAUACCAGUUGCCCUCCACUUCUGAGACCAGAGAGGAAAGUUGAUGUCAUUCUGCACUUCAAUUACACUGGAGGAUCACAAGCUAAGCCUUUGGAGCGGGCCUCUACAUACUUCACGGAGCAAGGAAUCCCAUUUCCCAACACUUUGCUGACUGAUGAAGAAAAGAAAGAUCUAAAGGAGUGCUACGUGUUUGAAGAUGCACACAACCCAGAUGUUCCCACAGUGAUUUAUUUCCCACUAGUGAAUGACACCUUCCAAAGAUAUCUUGCACCCGGUGUGGAACGCAGCAGUGCUGAAAUGUCACUGGGCAAUGUUGAUAUCUCUAGUGCCUUUUCUCCAUAUUCCACAAGACAGGUUUCGCUGCAAGAUGAGGAUUUCAACAAGCUUUUGAAUCUAACUAACUACAAUGUCCAGAAUAAUGCAAGCACAAUCCUUCAUGUUUUGCACAAAGUAGUAGACCAGAAAAAACAGGCCUGGUCAUCUCAGGUUGCCUCAUGAAUACACCUUUCUUGUAGGGAUGGGGGAGAAAUUCAAUUCAGUUACCAUUGCAUGGUGCCUGUUUG